AUGGAGCUUCAAGCAUGGCGUACUGCAGUCUCUUAUGGCGCGUAUUUGCAGUCAAUUCACUUGAAAAUAGUGGGAUCCGAUCGACAAGAUACAUUUACAUCGUUGAGCCAAGAAUCAGUGCUUGAAAAAGACGAGAAUCUGCACCACACGAGCCCCAAGACUGUAGAAACCGUUUCGAACGGAACUCAUUCGUUUUCACAGCAUCUAGAGGCUUCAGUGGAUCCUGCAACCGCUCAAAAUGGCGUCAAGGUUAUGGACAAGACAGAAUGCAUUACGGUGAUACCUCCUUAUACAAGUGAAUGUUUUAAUCAUGGCGAACAGAUGGUACUGAACGCUGGUGGACCUGUGUGGGCUAUGGACUGGUUGCUUUCCAAGACUGAAGCCAAAGAAACGGAUGUUGCUGAUGAUGAUACUGCAUCGAAACCGAAGAAGACUCGAAGAAUCUCUGUAGCUGGUAAAACAGGUGCUGGAAAGGCUUUUAGGUGCAAAGAGAACAACAAAACAGAGACGUCAGGAGACGGAGAGAAGACAGCAGCUUCUAAUGGUACUGUAGACAUAGAGGAAGACUUGAAGUUCGAGUGGAGAUUUUUGGCGUUGGCGACGCAUCCGCCAUGUGAAGUGAAAGACGGGAAAGUGGUGAAAUCGACGCCGCCAGACCAUUAUUACGAUACGCAGGAGAGUGCGCGAAAUUUGAUUCAGAUUUGGGCGGUGCCAGUGCAACGACACAUACCUGCAAGUAGCGGACAAUCUAGCAGAGGUAAGCCUGCUAAAAGGAAGCUUUUGAAGCCACGAAUUGUCUAUGCAAUCGAUCACGAAAGCGGCGUUGCAUGGGAUUUGCAAUGGUGUCCGCUUGUGAAAAAGUUUCCCAAAGCAUGUCGUCACGAAAAUAUUCUCGGCAUCUUGGCAGUAUGUUUUGGAGAUGGAAGCAUGAAAGUAUUUGAAAUCCCUGCCAUUCUGGAGGAAAGGUUACAGCCCACGCUGGUCAACGAAGCAGUUUGUGUUGCGGAAAAGAACAUUCUUAUUGUGGCGGGCAGGGUACCACGUAUUAUGCAAUUGAGCGUGCACUGGUCGCCACACAAAUGGAACAUGCUUCUGACGGGUGGUUCUGACGGUUCUGUGUCACUGUGGAAUAUUGAAACGGCGGUUCGAGAAAGUAAAAGCUUAGGAAUUGAUCAUGAACAACUAGAGCCUAUAGAACCACAACGGCGCUUUCAGGACGCCGACACAAUUGGAAAGCAAGAGGCAUUUGACUGGGGCUGUGGAUGGGCUGCAAUCCGUGCCGUUGCGUGGUCUCCGUUCGACGAAUACAUCUUCGCCUCCACUGGAAACGACUCAGUGUUUAAGGUAUGGGAUGUACGUGAGCCUCGCGUUUGCCUUCGGUCACACCGAAUACGCUCUACAUGGGGUCUUGCGCUUCAGUGGAUGGAUCAAACAUCGAUUCAGAUUUCUGGCGACCAAGGAUUUGUCUAUAUGUACGACAUAUUGAGUGGCAGUUAUCAAAAGCUGCACUUCCACCCACAGAUUGACACACCUAUAUGGGAUUUGCAGUUUGCUCGUCGUGGCGAUGUGCCAUUGCUUAUCUCGUGUUGCGCAUCGGGCAGCAUUCGAGCUGCUCCAGCCAAACGGUUAUAUCGCGCACCACAGAACUGCGUGGAAAUAUGUCGCCUUUCCGGUGAAAAGGACUCUUGUAUUGAGAAGCCUUUCAAGUCGUUAACAGUAUCUUUUGAGAAGCACUCAGUAUUGGGGAAGGGAGAGUCUGGGAGUCAGCAUACGAGGGAAUUUUGUGAACGGGAUGCUGCUUUACACCGCUUACGUCUAUCUUCGUGUAGUACGGGUGAUUAUCCGUGCUUCCUGGCUGCUGGAGGCCAUGCUGGAUUAGUGAUUUUGCUUGAGGCGCAGGAGUUGCUUGACACGCUGGUAACAAAAUUCUUUAUGGCACCUUCUAAGAAAAUUGGUCGACCCAAGAAGAUAUUUGCAACAGUAGGUGGUCAUCACAUGCCGAAGAAGGGACCAAGCAAGCAAACUGGAGGCAUAGCGAAAGGGGCGAUAAGUGCAGGACGAAAAGCAAGGACGCUUGGAAGUUUUGCCAAAGCUAAAGGCAUGCACACAGCUUUGAACAAAUACAAAAAGCCACCGAAUACAGACAAAAACAAAGGCAAAGCUAAGGCAAGGUCACAAAUAAAACGGCACCAGAAGAAUUCGUUUAUACAUGAAGAUGGACAAGUAGAAGUGGAUAACAGUGUCGAAGAGGAAUCAGAAUUUGAAGAGGAAGACGAGGAAGAAGAUGAGUCCGAUCUUUCUUUCAUGGGUGGAGACAGCUCGGAUGACGUUCGUGUGAGUGUCUCAGAUGAUGACGUUGAAGAGGAAGCAGAGAUGAGAGCAACCAAUGCGAACCCAGAAGAAGCCCGGUUGAUGAAGGAGUACCAGUUAGACUUGUCCGAGGAGGAUGCUUACUUGCUAGCUGUUGAGAUGUCACAAGCCGGUGAUGCUCCGGCUGCAUCUGCAUUGGAUACCGGUAAAGAUACGCCAAGUUCUGCAUCAACUCCUGUAGUACAGGAAAAGCUACAGCAGAAAUGUUUGAGCGCUAAAUCUAGUGCCACAGUAAAACGAAAAGCAAGAGUACCGAAGACGACGAUGAAGGCUACUGGCAGAAGAAGAGCACCUGUAACAGACUCCGGAAAAGGCGAAAAGCGCAGAGGAACUGCCAGCACUAAGGUAGCACCUAUUGUUGCUGAAAGUAACCAUGAUGCACGUACUGAAGCAAAUCAAAAGAUCGAGGUGCAACCUGACAGCAGUGGCGAGCCAGAGUCGAACACGCACCUCGUUGUUGCGCCAGCUUUGACGGCAGAGAAAAAAAAGCCCGUGGCUAUAGAUGCUCAAUCGUCUGCUGUGAUACUAAAGAAAGAAGAAACGAAGUCUAAGCCGAACAGAGCGUUUGCAAAGAAAGCAAGCACGAAGUCAAAGAAAGAGAGUUCUAUGCUUUUCAAAGCAAUCAAUCAGGCAAUGGCUCUACAGGCGCUUGAGUAUCAAAUGGGAAUGUCCGAGGAGAACGCGUUGAAGCAGGCAGUUCGGCUAUCCGAAAGAGAAGCCAAUCGACGCUCUUCGUGUGGUGAACAGUCAAAACUGCACAUUCUGUCUGAAUCAACAGGUGGAGCACUGCCAACUUCGACACGAGCAAAACAGACCCCAGCUACACCUUGUACUAGGGGACCUUCCGAAACGAGGCAAAAUAUGAUGAAAAAAGCAAAGGAGAUGGCACGAUUGGGCGACACAGUUGCGGCUUUUGCUGAAGAAGACGCGUUGCACCAACGGCUGCAGACACCUCGCCGGUUGCAAUUUUCACCUGUUAAUGGAAGCGAACGUGGAGACCAGACAGGGAUGUCAACAGCAGAUAGUGACGGUAAAAUAUCUGUCGCAAUGCCAGCUCCACACGGGUUUGAUGUUGUACCAUCUACUGCAGUAUCGCCUCCGAAGGAGUCAUCCCCCAAAAUAUCUCCAGGGAUGAAAUCACCGAAGACGAAAUCAAAGAUGUCCGUAAAAUUUCCGAGUACUAAAAUGGAGACACCGAAGAAGGCAGAAGCGAUAGUACGACUUGCCAGCGAAGGUGCUGCAGCUUCUAUAACUUUAAAAGGUAACAAGUCAGCCAAGCGUCCGAAAAGUGUAAGGACCAGGGCAGCUGACUCGGCUGAAAAAUGCAAAAAGACGAUGACAGUCUCGCGAAGUGGACGUCGUAGCAGUAAGGGAGCAGCCCAAGGUGACGUCAUGUCCGAAGAGGACGCUCUUCUUCUUGCAUUGAAGAUGUCUGAGAUUGAGUAUUAG
Peronospora belbahrii is the source of this 3819-nucleotide messenger RNA. The record is from the annotation of a GenBank genome assembly. NCBI's taxonomy places the organism in Eukaryota, Oomycota, Peronosporomycetes, Peronosporales, Peronosporaceae.